Molecule: messenger RNA, 1341 nt
Organism: Microthlaspi erraticum
Lineage: Eukaryota; Viridiplantae; Streptophyta; Magnoliopsida; Brassicales; Brassicaceae
Source: the annotation of a GenBank genome assembly
AUGUAUCUCCGCCGCGCUUCCUCUCCGCCAUGCCUCCUCUCCUGGAUGAAGCCUCCUCCUCUCCCUGCUCCUCCUCCUCCUGACCUGUCCGUGAAGCCGUCUCUCCUCUGGUCACUCUCCCUCUCCGGUGGUCUCUCGACAGAUUCCAUGGCGCCUCAGAGGAGAAGGUGUCCGAAUCUGUCGGUUACACUCCCGGAGCUGUCAGUGCUAGAGUGUGAGUCUCCGGUACAGCUGUGUCCACACCCUCCUCCGGACCCAGAUCCAGAUCUAGAUCUGCCGCACCCAGUUGUUUCUUCUCCUCCAGAUCCGCCUGACCCUCCAGAUCCCGCAUCCUCCUGUUCUACCGGCCUUGGUCUCUCCGCUACACAAUUUACCUUUCCCUCUUUGUCUUGCCAUCUCCUGCACUCGCUGAAUCUCCAUGUCCCCUUUGCCAUGAUUGUUGCCGUUGCUGGCGAUCCUCUGUCGAAGUCACGGGAGCUCUUCCUCGAUGUCCCUCUGCCGCCGUUUCUGCAGCUUGUCGCUCGGACACUAGGCCGCAGAGUUGUGUGCUACAAAUUCAACUCCCUUCCUCUCCAGUCAGGCUCAUUCUACCUCAGUAUGAGUCUCCCCUUACCUCAGUAUGAGGAUGUUACACUUUCCCUUUGCCGUCUUUUACCUCUGUUUGAGGUCGCUGUUCAAGAUCUCCAGCCAAUUUCACUUCCAUCCAUUGUUUUUAUGGUAUGGUUAGCUAGAGUUGUGAUGGACUUAGAUUUUGCUAGAAGCAUUCGGUGUUGCUCUUGCGUUAGCCACUUAUCUACUAACGGUCGUUUGUUAGCUCCAGACUUAGUUGCUGGAAAGCUUGCCCUAUCAACUGCUCUUCUUGAAGCAGCCUUUGCUGGACUCAUAGUAUUGGAUGUGCUAUUCGACUCCCAAAGUCUCAACCUUCCUUUGAUUUCUAAAGAUGAUGCAGCAUCUCCCUCCAAGCAGGACUCAGAGGAUGAAGACGGGUGGUCUCUAUUCUAUUCAAGUCCCACAAAUAUGGCAAUGCAGGUUAAUGAAAAGAAGUCUGUUGGACAGGAGGCUUUUGCUAGAAUUGCUCCGGUUUGUCCUGCCAUUGCAUAUGCUAUAACUGUUCAUAAUCUUUUUGAUGCACUGACAAGCUCGUCAGGCCACAGGCUUCAUUUCCUCGUAUAUGACAAAUACAUCCGCACACUAGAGAAUGGAAAGAGGAAAGACGGGAAGAGGAAAGAGGAAAGAUCAGAUUGGCCAUUGUUUGGGAUCAAGGAAAUGAAAUCAGAGUCUUGUGAGCAACAGACUAGUGCUACUGAGGAAGAUUAUAAUGAAAUAAGCAUAGAUGAAUAA